Messenger RNA from Helianthus annuus (common sunflower), 2643 nucleotides. RefSeq names its product trichohyalin-like. Bases 1 to 2643 code for a protein of 880 amino acids. The record is from RefSeq and is a predicted model, not a curated record. The transcript is spliced from 4 exons. Lineage: Eukaryota; Viridiplantae; Streptophyta; Magnoliopsida; Asterales; Asteraceae.
AUGAGUGAGAUGGUUGAGAAAAGACUAGGUGGUGGCAUGUUAGAUAUGGAAAAAGGAAAAGGACUCCUAAGGUCUUCUGGAGAGCCACAGCAGAAGUUAAUUGAUGAGACAGUUCUAGAGCCAUCUGUGGUGAUUGAACAAGGUGCUGAUUUGUUAAAACAAUCUUUGGAAAGCUAUUUGAAAAAGAACGAAGAAGUUGCAGCACAACAAGCUCAAGGAACAAGUGUUCAUGCUGAAAAAGUUACAAGGGUUCAACCAGAAAUAGAAACUUUAAGGAGUUCAAGUGAUGGAGAUUCUGAAGCUACUCAAUCUGAAUCUGAAUUAAUUCUUGAAACUGUUGGUAAAGGGAAAGUUCAGUUGAAGAAAAGACCGUCAAAGAAACAAAAGGGUUCAGAUGAAGAAGAUUCUCCUUACGAUCCUGAAAAGUCAAAGAGACAGAGAAAGAAACGAAAGGCAGCUCCAGUUGGUGUAAUUCCUAGAAAUGUUAGAUCAAAGAAAUCAGGAGCUGAGUCACAAAAAGAUAUAGAAGGAAAGGCAGCCCAACAUGUUCAGAAAGAAAAAUCACCAAGUGUUGAUGUUCCAAAAGAACCGGAGGUGAAAACAAAAGAAGUUCCAGUUGUGGAAACAGAAAAGAAGACAAGUGAUGAUGAUUAUGUAGAAAUCACUGGAUACAGAGCUGCUAGUCCAAAACCUGCUCAACAAGAGAUUCCUCAGUCAUCACAACAGAAAGUAGAAGACUUUAACUUUGAUUUUGAUAAUAUUGGUUCGGCUACUGGUAUUUUCUCUGAAGAUAUGCCUGAAGAUGAAAGUGAUAUGUUCAAUGAUCAGGCGGUUAAAGAUCUAACUAAGAAAGUUAAAGAACUGGAAAAAGAGAAAGCAAAAUCUGAGGAAGAACGUAAUAUGCUAAGAAGUCAAAUUGAUGAAUUGAUGGAAGCUCACGAUAAAAUAGUUGCAGCAUUGGUUGAAAAGGAGAAAAGAAUGAAUCAAAUGAAGGAUGAGGCCGAGGGUAAUUCUAAAGUGUUUGAGUCAUUAACACAAGAGAUAUCUUCUUUGAAUGCCAAGAUAAAGGAUCUGGAGAAUGUGAAUCAAACGUUAAAUCAGCUUCUUAAUGAGAUGAGUGAAGUUUCGUCUAAUGAAAUGAAGGCAAUGAAAUUAGAGAUGGAGGCUAUGAAAGCUGAUAAAGUAAUGAAAGAUCAACAACUUCAGAUGCUGGUUGCUGUGGUUGAAAGUCAUUUAAAGAUGAACAUUCAUGCUGCGUUUGAUGAAAUUGAUGUGAUGAGAGCUAAUGAAAGAAGAUUGGAACGUGAACGUCAAAUGGCUGAAGAAGCAAAUCUAAAGAACAAAGGAAUAGUUGAAGAGGUUGAGAUAGUCGAUGCAUCUUCAAGUCAACCAGAGGUUGGAGGUUCUUCUUCACAACCUGAUGUUGAAAUGAUUGAAGAGGUUGAGGUUCAAGAACAAGAAGUUGUUGAAGAUGAUCAAGAGAUGGUUGAAGCUGAAGCUGAAGAGCCUCAUGAACCAGAAUACUUGAUUGUUGGUGAGCCUAUUGAGCCUAUUAUUGCUGAAAAUGUCCUUCGAAGAGUUGAAAUUAUUCAAAGAAGAAGAAGAGAAAGGGAAGUGCUACUGCUGGAGUAUACAACUGACAAAUUUGUGUUAGUUGCAAUGCUUACCCUGUGCCAUAUAAUUCAAAAGAAGUGGCAAACUGAUGAUAAGUCUGAUAAAGAUGACAAAGGCGAUGAUGACAAUGAUCAAGGUGCUUCGGGUUUAUUAAUCAGUGAACCAAGUGUUCAAGAAAGAGUGGAUGAGCUGAUGAAUAAUGAAAUAAACGAGCAGGAGGAUGAAGUUGAUUAUGAAGCAUCGUCAUCUGGAAAACAACCUGUUGAUCAGGUACUUCUUUCUAACCCUACUGUCAUUUACUUAUCUGGUAAACAACAAGGAGAGGUAGAGGUUAAAAGAACACGGGCUGAAAUGUUAGAGGAAUUUGGUUUGGAAGAUGGAAAAUUUAAAUUUGAUAUCGAAGAUGAAAUUCCUCACUCACCUGCAAAAGAUUUCGAGCCUAGAUACCCUCAUGAAGCUGAUCAUUAUGAUGAAGUGAUUGUUGAAAGCGCAUCUGAUUCCGAAGAAGAUAAGGUGGAUUUUCAUUAUGAAGGUGAAGAUGUUGCAUUCCCUACUUUCACAGAGUUGUUUCAAGAAAAGAAUGAAGAUGAGUUGAGAAGAAAGAUUGAAGAAAGGACCACUGGAGAAGGACGAAGAAUAAGUAUUUUGGAUCCUAUGUGGUUGGUCAACUGUUCGAAGAAAGAUAUAGAUUGUCUGUUUGUCAACAAGAUAAUCUAUGAUAAGAAAGACAAAGAGAUAGCUAUGCAGUAUCAAGGUGUGAUAGAUGUUUGCUUCGCAAAAGAAAUCAAUUCAGGGAAAAAUUGGAAGAUGAAAUGGAGAGAUCUUGAAGUUGAUGAAUUUCUAAAGGUGUACAAGCGAAGUCAAAGACAGAAAGAGAUGCUAGAAAAGCUGCAGAGAGGGGAAGAAGAAAUCUUGGGUAUGUGCCGCCUACAGAUCAAACGCCUAUUGAACCUGAAGAGAACAAAAUUCCAAAGUGGGAUCGAAAAGCGUGAAUGGCGACCCAGAAUACCGAAAGUGGUGGAUAAAUGA